GCUUUUCUUGUUGUUUUCUUGUCAGUCACAGUUGUAUUUAAGUCGUCAUAGGGAUCGCGUUGAAAAGGAUUCAAGAGAGAAUGCGAGCGUUACGUUGCUUUCAGAUUUGUUGCAUAACAUUACUGUUUUCUCAGAUAUGUAUUUCUGCCAAUGAUUUGCAAGGGCACCCUGUUAUUUUAGUGCCAGGUGAUGGAGGUAGUCAGAUCGAAGGGAGACUCGAUAAACCUACUGCUGUCCAUUAUGUGUGCUCCAAGAAAACUGAUUAUUGGUUCAGUUUAUGGCUGAACAUGGAACUUCUAGUGCCAAUUGUGAUUGAUUGCUGGGUUGACAAUAUGAAAUUGACUUAUGAUAAUAUUACAAGAACAACCAGUAAUAAUCUUGGGGUUGACAUCAGAAUUCCUGAUUUUGGGAAUUCAACAUCAGUUGAAUGGAUUGAUCCUAGUAAAGCUUCAGCUGGAAAUUACUUUGCCACAAUUGCUGAAAGUAUACUUAAAUUUGGCUAUGAAAGAAAUGUUUCCUUGAGAGGAGCUCCAUAUGAUUUUCGAAAAGCACCAAAUGAACUUCAAGAUUAUUUUGUGAACACCAAAGCACUUGUGGAAGAUACUUACAGCAGAACAAAUGGUCAAAAAAUAAUAUUUAUUACCCACAGCAUGGGAUCUCCCAUGAUUCUCUACUUCUUAAAUCAUCAGACCCAAGAAUGGAAAAAUAAAUACAUUAAAUCAUGGAUUUCUUUAGCUGGUUGUUGGGCUGGAACUAUCAAAGCCUUGAAAGUUUAUGCCCAAGGUGAUAACCUGGGCGUGCGUGUACUCAGUGAAACUGCGCUGCGGGAGCAGCAAAGAACGAGUCCUAGUUUAUCUUGGUUGAUGCCAUCCAGCAUGCAAUGGUCACCGGAAGAAGUAAUGGUCCAGACAUCAAGCAGAAAUUACACGAUUCAAGAUUAUCAGGAGUUCUUCCUAGAUAUUGAUUUCCCGUUGGGAUAUGACAUGUGGCAGGACACGCAUCCUUUGGUACACGAACUGACAGCACCAGGCGUGGAGAUCCAUUGCAUAUUUGGAACGGGUGUAGAUACAGCCGAACGCCUAGUCUACACUAAGUCAACGCCGCUUGGUAAAGCAACUAUCAUUAUGGGUGAUGGCGAUGGCACCGUCAAUGUUCGUAGUCUCGCUGCCUGCAGUAAAUGGGUCAAUGAGCAGUCACAACCCGUCUACGUUCAGGCAUUCCCGAAAAGAGACCACAUGGCCGUACUCUAUGAUCCAGUCAUUUUAGAUUACAUUCAACGAGUUGUUGCUGCCAGCCAGGAAGGGGAGGCGGUGCGUUAAGCGUAAGACUCUUUAAUUUUCCUUUAAAAACCCAAGACUCCGGUUUUCUCCUCGUAUAACGUGUGCCGCCAUUUUCGAUUUGGUAAAUGCGACAUCUCAUUUAUAUAACACGUAUCGUGUCAGCCUCUUAGUAUAAAUAAACAUUGUACAUUCA
Molecule: messenger RNA, 1473 nt
Organism: Daphnia magna
Lineage: Eukaryota; Metazoa; Arthropoda; Branchiopoda; Diplostraca; Daphniidae
Product: phospholipase A2 group XV
Exons: 8
Coding region: 81-1319 (412 amino acids)
Biological process (GO): lipid metabolic process
Source: RefSeq, a predicted model, not a curated record